AUGUCCGAAGCUACACUUGCUUCGGCCGUCGCUAUUCCGGAUCAAGAUAAUCAACGUCAAUCACCCACAUCUUUUACGAAGCGACGAAAUUCCUCAGUAACAGAUCAUGACCCAAAACGUCCGCGAUUGAGCGGGCAAGACGAAACAUCUCCACAAUCGCAUCGCCUGCGUCCCUCGCCCUCAAAAGCGGCGUCCACGUUAGUAGAAAAUGGACCUACUGAAAAGCAGCCUGCACGGAAAGGUGGAAGAGAAGAGGAUCGCAAACGAGGACAGCGGCUAUUUGGUGGGCUGCUAGGUACUCUCUCGCAGAGCUCAAGCUCAGCGGCUCAAAAGCGACGAGCAGAUAUCGAGAAGAGACAACAGGAUAAAUUGAAAUCACAAGCAAACGAGUACGAUGGAUUGAAGAAAAAAAGUAAGGAGCGACGUGAGCUUAUUCGCAAGAAGGAAACGCCGUUUUAUGCGCGUGAAGCUUAUUACAAGCCAUGGCAAUAUCGACCUGGCGAUGAGGAUAUAAUUCAAGAUCAGAUUAAAGAGGCUAAAGAGUCCGUUGCCCGCGAAGUGGCUGACUUCGAGGCGCGUUAUCCAUCUGAAGCCUUUAUACCCGAGGAUAUAGAGCCCGCAUCGGCAUCUAAAGAUGAGCCGAAAGAGCAAGCACAACCAACACAAGAGAAGACCGAGCAAGUUACUGGAGUACAACAAGACUUGGUCCCCCAGGAAGUCUCAAUCCAGACUGAAAACCCUGAAGGGGAAGUAAGAAGUUCCGAUGAGCAUGCCGAGUCUGCUCUAGAAAAUAAGGAUAACACUGAGCCUGCUGUAUAUGAAGGUGACCAGGAGCAGCAUGACACUCAUCGCGACGAUGAUGGAGGCGAAGUAGUGGAGGACAAUGAAGAUACUGUGAUUUAUUGA
Molecule: messenger RNA, 906 nt
Organism: Penicillium angulare
Lineage: Eukaryota; Fungi; Ascomycota; Eurotiomycetes; Eurotiales; Aspergillaceae
Product: pinin family protein
Exons: 3
Coding region: 1-906 (301 amino acids)
Source: RefSeq, a predicted model, not a curated record